Messenger RNA from Ictalurus furcatus (blue catfish), 6654 nucleotides. RefSeq names its product ATP-binding cassette, sub-family D (ALD), member 1 (gene abcd1). Gene Ontology annotation, cellular component: peroxisomal membrane. Gene Ontology annotation, biological process: peroxisome organization; long-chain fatty acid import into peroxisome; very long-chain fatty acid catabolic process. Lineage: Eukaryota; Metazoa; Chordata; Actinopteri; Siluriformes; Ictaluridae. Gene Ontology annotation, molecular function: ABC-type transporter activity; ATP binding; ATP hydrolysis activity. The record is from RefSeq and is a predicted model, not a curated record. The transcript is spliced from 10 exons. The coding region runs from base 1703 to 4042 and encodes 779 amino acids.
GCCUGUAUAGGAUGAGGGGGGGGGAAGAUCCGUUAUGUAACGGGUUGUCUAAUCAACUUACACACACUACAGGGUGUGUGUGUGCGUGUGUGUGUGUGUACCGGUAGGCAGACCUCUUUACCUCUUCUCCUAUUGGGCAACACUGCUGUAGUCUGAUACUCAGGCUAUGUGCAGAUAAAUACAAAGGCCGAAUCCCAAUCGCACAUCAAGUGCUCUACGCAGGCCGCACAGGCCAAUAGUUCCACAUCAGAGCUAGUGCACUUAACGUAGGGAGUGAAGAGAUAUUUGGUAUUCGGCCACAACAGUCAACUCAACUUGUGGACCAUGAAGAAAGGCUUGUCUCAGCGAGGUUAAUGAUGGCCAGAAAUAGUACAGACCGUUCUUCGGGAUGUUUAUCAGUCGGAUUCUUUUGAGGUAAUAUCUGAGUAAAACAAGAGGAUAAAGUUCUCGCAGAGUUCUUGCCCGCUAGCUAACGGCAUCCGUUAGCAUAAACACUUCCUUUAGUCCAAUGCCGAACCGUAAGAGAUUUAGCUAGCAGCCCGUGAACUUAGAAACGUGAGUAUGUGUUUGUUUGUAGUGCGAGUAUUUAUUAUAACACAUUUAUUAAACGCGUUAAAUUGCAAAACGCGUUGUUUUGCGUGUACAUUUGUUUGAACGAGACUUGUGUAACUGGGGUUAGUUAGUUAGCUGCGUUUACAGUAGCUACAGUACGCGGUCACUUGACCAAGCGUGAAGAAAAGUGAUUUCCAUAGCAACUAGCUAAUUAAAUAAAUUAAAUAUAUUAGCGUUGUUAGCAAGUUCUUAUAUCGUAAUGGUGGAUAAACUACGCAGCAUAGCUUUAGAAAUGUUUGUCGGCAUCAACAUUAGCUAGGUUUGUAAUGCCUUAUUCACAGCUAGUUACCUCUUUUCUAGUUCCUAUUAUUCACUAGCGAAAGUCGCUAAGAAGUCUAGUUAAACUAGCUGAGUGUGUGUGUGUGUUUUUUUCUUUAUUUCUUUUUAAUGUUUAGUUAAGUUUGAGGGUUUUUUUUUAUUAAAUAUUAAAAUAUUUUUAAAAAAAACCACCCUUCCUUAGCUACCUCAGGUGGAAAAUAAAUACAUACAAGCUGAAAUAUUUUGCGUCCAAACUAUCCAUCGUUUCCUUUUGGUUAUUCUGGGAACCAUUUUGUAACGUUUUGGGAACGUUUUAUUUUUGGUAAUCAUACAAGACAUAUUUUCAAAGUUAAAAAACAUUUUUUUUUUUAGUUCUUUUAUAUGUAUAUAUUUCAGCUUAUACAAAGUUGUAUUGGGAACUAAAACUCGGAACAUUUCCCGGGAAAGUUUCAGGAACUUUCUGGAAACCAGUACUUGUUAAUUAGGUAACUGUUAUAACUAAGCCAUAUAACUAAGUUAGUUAGAUAUAAACGGGCUGUUAACAUUAUAUAAUUGUGUGUCUUUUAAGAACGUAUUCCUCUUGAACAUAAAAACAGAAAAGGUUUACGGUACGACUUUAGUGUGUAAAAUUCUUUACGGUCACCUAGUACAGGUAGUUUUGCUGAAAUCUGAUGAGGCGCUUGGAUCUCGUGGACGCGGUUCAAUUCAUAAUCUUUAAUGUUAUACAGUCGAUCAUUGUCCGCGUUAAUAUGUGCGAAACUUCACUGGCUAGCUUUAUCUAGUGUCUCGGCGAGCUCUGAUCUCCUCUGCAGAAAAUAAAUAAAUUUAAAAAAUGCCUGUAGUAUAUUCAAAACUUCCCUCGCAGCUGAAGAGGUCUUCAGCAGCAAAGAAAGCGGUCUUCCUCCUCGUCGCUGCGUACGGAGCGAAAAGACUCUACCCGUACAUUUCUGAAAGGCUUAAAGGACGGUCUGAUCCUCAGCACGGUAGACUGAACGUGCAUCAGGCGAACGGGGAGCCCCCGGAGGUCAGGGAGACGCAAAAGAGGAAGAGAAACUCUCCGUCUGUGAACCGAGAAUUCUUUUUGCGCUUAAAGCGGCUCCUGGGAAUCCUUUUCCCUCGGCUUUUCUGCAAAGAGCUGGGUCUGCUGGGUUUCCACUCGAUCGCUCUCAUUUCACGCACGUUCCUGUCUAUUUACGUAGCCAACUUGGAUGGUAAAAUCGUGAAGACCAUCGUGAAAAAAGACCCCCAGGCAUUUGUGUGGGAGUUAACCAAAUGGCUCCUGAUCGCUAUCCCUGCAACGUUUGUGAACAGCACUAUCCGUUAUCUGGAAGGCCAGCUAACCCUAGCUUUUCGCACCAGGCUUGUGAGUCAUGCCUACCAGCUCUACUUCAGCAAUCAGACCUAUUACCGUGUCAGCAACAUGGACGGCAGGCUGGCCAACCCAGACCAGUCUCUGACAGAGGACAUGGUGAUGUUCGCCGGCUCUGUGGCCCACCUGUACUCCAACCUGACCAAGCCCUGCCUGGAUGUGGUGAUGACCUGCUACACGCUGAUUAAAACGGGGCAGUCUAAAGGUGCCAACACGACUUGGCCUUCGGUGAUCGCCGGCAUCGUGGUGGCGCUCACGGCCAAAAUCCUGCGGGUGUUUUCCCCACGCUUCGGCAAGCUGGUGGCCGAGGAGGCCAAGCGGAAAGGGGACCUGAGGUACAUGCACUCACGCAUCAUCGCCAACUCGGAGGAGAUCGCCUUCUAUGGGGGUCACAAGGUGGAGAUGUCGCAGCUGCAGCGGAGCUACGAGGCGCUGCGCUCGCAGAUCAACCUGAUCCUCUUCAAGCGGCUGUGGUACGUCAUGCUCGAACAGUUCCUCAUGAAGUACCUGUGGAGCGCGUCGGGUCUCGUCAUGGUGGCCGUGCCCAUCAUCACCGCUCCGGGUUACUCCUCACGUGAUACAGAGGACGUGAAGCAGGCAGUGAUGGUGAUGAAGGAGGAAGAGCUGGUGAGCGAGCGCACGGAGGCUUUUACCACAGCCAGGAAUCUUUUAAACGCGGGAGCCGACGCUGUGGAGCGGAUUAUGAGCUCCUACAAGGAGGUGACGGAGCUGGCAGGCUACACGGCGCGUGUGUAUGAGAUGUUUGAUGUGUUCGAGGAGGUGCGUGUCGGUGUGUAUCGCCGAUCAGUCGAGGACCCACAGGGCACAGAGAACCAAGGCGGUUCACGUGAGGUGAAACACGGGAUGAGGUUGGAGGGGCACUUGCACGUUAGGGGUCAAGUGAUUGACGUGGAGCAAGGCAUCAGGUGUGAGAACCUGCCUAUUAUAACACCCGCAGGCGAUGUGGUCGUGUCCAGCCUCAACAUCAAGGUGGACGAAGGAAUGCAUCUGUUAAUCACGGGCCCGAACGGCUGCGGUAAGAGCUCGUUGUUUCGGAUCCUGAGCGGCCUGUGGCCUGUGUACAGCGGCGUCCUGUACAAACCUCCGCCGAAGCACAUGUUCUACAUCCCACAGAGGCCGUAUAUGUCCGUGGGCACUCUGCGGGAUCAGGUGAUUUAUCCCGACACGGUUCAGGAGUUGCAGGAGCGAGGGUUCACUGAUCAGCAUCUGGAGGGAAUCCUGCGCACCGUCAACCUCCUCUAUAUCCUCGAGAGGGAGGGAGGUUGGGAUUCGGAAAGUGAUUGGAAGGAUGUUCUGUCUGGAGGAGAGAAGCAGAGAAUGGGCAUGGCCAGGAUGUUCUACCACAAGCCCAAAUACGCUCUCCUGGACGAGUGCACCAGCGCCGUUAGUAUCGACGUGGAGGGCAAAAUCUUUGAAGCCGCUAAGGAUGCUGGGAUCGCGCUUCUCUCAAUCACACACCGUCCAUCUCUGUGGAAGUACCACACCCACCUGCUGCAGUUCGACGGCGAGGGUGGCUGGCGCUUCGAAAGGCUCGACGCGUCCACGCGGCUCUCGCUGCAGGACGAGAAGCUGCGGCUGGAGACACAGCUCUCGGGGAUCCCCAAGAUGCAGCAACGUCUGUCCGAACUGUGCAGCAUUCUGGGUGAAGACAGCAGCCUGGCGAGCCCCACGGAGACGGAGGGGGAGCGACAGGGGGAGGAGGAGAGAGAGAGGAAGCAGCAGGAGGAGAGGGAGGAGAGAGACGCGCUCCCCGGUGAACAGGGACAGGGCCUUAUGGAGUGAUUCGAUGCCAGGAGACGGAGAUGAUUUGAAAGCCAGCUGUUUGUGUGAGCGUGUCUGUGCGUGUGAGUGUGUGUGAGUGUGUCUGUGUCUGUGCGAGUGUGUAAAAUUAUUAGCUCUGAUGUGGUCUUUAGGGACUUUCCUUAACCACGUUUUCCACUGCAUGCAUGUUUGUGUGUGUGUGUGUGUGUGUGUGUGUGUGUGUGUGUGUGUGUGUGUUAGAGGUUGGAAAAGCAUGAGGCUCAUGCCAGUUCUUGCAGGUGCAGCAGAUGAUGAAAGCUGCUCAAUCCCAUGUUAUUACAAUUCUCUACAGAAUUUGCAGAAACUCUCUGGCACCCUGGAUGUGUGUGUGUGUGUGUGUGUGUGUGUGUGUGUGUGUGUGUGUGUGUGUGUGAGGGAGUGAGAACGGAGAGAAGGGAGUCAUUUGGGAAAGGGCUGCUGUCAGACCACUGACUGCAGUUGUGUUGUACUGUUCUUUCUAAUAACAGUUUCACGAUGCCGAUAUAACGUUAGGGAUUACCACUCAGUGCUGUAGGCUUCUUUUUGUGCUGUUUUUUGUUUGUUUUUUUUCACAAAGGGCAGAAGGUUUGAUUUUAUACUCCGUCAGUUUGAUGGUCAGGAGUGGUUUGUGAAACUAUGAAUCAGGGUUGGGCAAUUAUGCCAAAAACUUGCAUCACGAUACGUACAACUUUCUCCGAAUUUAGUUCUUGUUCCCCUCCUCUAGCUAGGCAUCCCCAGUCAUACGACACUUACUGUACCAAUCUUAGAGGAUGAAGCCUAACUUGUUUUAUUUAACACGCUUGGAGGAGAGCUCUAACUGUACUGUUCUGUAUUCACGAGAUGAGUAACUCCACAGUUCAGUAUGAAAUCAGUCGUCAGUAACAGAGUACCUGUGAUGCAGUCGGUUUCUCUUUUUAUCAGGGUAUCGAGAGCUCCGAAUACGCUCGUAUGGGUGGAGCUAGAAAUGGUGCAGAUGGCUGAUUGGUCAAACAGGCGCUGUUUAACUAACUGGGCAUGGAUGGCUGUGGAAUUGUCAGGAUUCAAACCUGACAAAAGAGCAGAAUCUUAUACAUUUGCACAACUUGAGAACCCGCUUGUCCGAGUGUUUAUUCCUCUUAAACGACUUGCCAACACCGUACAAGUCGCUGUUACUAUAGCAAUAAAAGAAGAAGAAGAAGAAGAUUUUAUUAUUCUUGCGGCCUAAAACGUGUGAUUUUUGCUGCGGCUUUUUUCUAAAUUUGAGAUGCAGCUUAUGUGAAACUUGAAUCAUCACGCCGUAGAUGUUUGUUGGUGAAUGAGACCUUUUUAGCCGUACUCAUGUUCGUGCAUCGUAGAGGGCUUUGGCCGAACGCACGCUGUGACGACGUCACAUGCCGCGUCUUAGCCCAAAUCCGCGCUAAUUUUGACUGAUUCAUUUCUGCAGUCGCAAAAUCGCGACGUCCUGGAGGGACUGAUAUAGAAACGAUAACAUAUUCGAAAAAUAAAACUCUAAUAUAAACUCUUGACUUGUCUUACAGCUCGCAGUACGCUCAGAGCUGCUGCUAAAGAAAAUGAAUCGGCACCUUCAGACCAAUCGGGUUUGAGAAUUCGACAACGCCACUAGCUGUUUGCUUUUGUGACUAACAUUCGGUCAGUGUUGCGUAUCGUGAUAUCGAUGUUGCGUUGUCAUGUUUCCCAACCCUACUAUGAAUGAAUGAUCGUGCGAAAGACAAUGAGCCGUGGUGUAGCGACCCGCUCCGGUAAACGGUCGCUACUCACUACGGUUCACUCAGCGAGAGCUGCCUGUAAGGAAGCGCGCUAACUUCCCUUGUUUUAUCUUUGCUGUAGCGAAUUGAUCUAAUCCAUCACUGUAGAUGCAUCUCGAUUCACUUUUAUUACCAUUCUCUGGACUACGUUAGAUUUAGUAGAGCUUUUACUCUUUAAAGGACUUUGUUUAAUCACAGUGAUGUAAAAAAAAAAAAAAAACAAACCCUGACGUCUAAUGUUUAUGCGCACAAGUAAGUAGAUCGAGUAAAUGCCACUUUGAGCCAGGAACGCGGCGUGAUAUAUCAGAAAUAUAUCAGCGGUUUAAUACGAUCUUGUUCUAACAGUGAAGGUUUGUUUUUAUUAGAUUACCUCCUCUUAUAUAUGAUGAAAGUGUCCUUCAAAUUUCAGUUUCAUUCAGAAACCAAACUGAUUUUGAACUCAAUCGAUUGACUGGUGUUGGAUCGUAGGCAAAAAAAAAAAAAUAAAAUAAAUGAAUUGCUGCUUUAAGAAUGUUUAAAUGUGCCCACUAUGUUUAUAAAAUUGAUUUUUAUGAUCCAUGUUGUUUAGCCUAAAAGUAAUAAAUUUAAGUCAGAUUUUGCACAGAUGGUUUUGUAUCACGAAUAUCGAUGAUACGGUAUAAUCCGAUGAAUUUUCCACGUAGCGCAUGUGUUAAAAUAUGACUCUUUCAAAACUAAUAUUGUGAACUUUAUUUGAAUUUUUUAUUUUUAUUAUUAUUAUUAUUUUCAAAUGUUAACUUUGGAUAUACUUCGACUCUGUGAUAGAGAUUUAAUUUGCACAUUUGCCUGCAUGACUUUAGAUUAUUUUCCCAUGUUCGUAGAAUCUAAUAAAUCCCAUCGUUUAGAAAUCCA